AGUUGUCCAUUCCCACCCAUCUCAGACUCGGUCAAAAUCAAGUCUACCUUCUCUACUCAUCCUCCUCUUCACACCUUCACAUGCUGCUUACCAGCGCAUUCUAGCUCCCCAACCAAGAACACGAUGGGCUUAUGCUUCACGGCAUUGCUUCUGGGUCUCCUCCUCUUGCUUUCAUCCUUCCCAACCCAAUCCACGGCCCAGCCCUUCCAGUGCAGCACCCUCAAUUCCACGUGUCGCUCUCUCGUCGACUACGCCUCCCCUAACUCCACCACGCUCUCCUCCAUCAAAACCCUCUUCAAUGUCAAGAACCUCCGGACCAUCCUUGGCGCCAACAGUCUUCCUCUCUCGACUCCACAGAACACCACCGUCACCGCACAUCAGACGAUCAAGAUCCCCUUCCAAUGCGCCUGCCUUGGGAACCGCACGGGCGCCUCCAACCGACGCCCUAUUUACACGGUCCAGUCAGGGGAUACGCUGUACCACAUCGCCGCCGAGAUAUUCUCCAGCCUCGUGACGUACGAGCAGAUCGCGGCCUUCAAUAAUGUGCCCGAUGUGAACUUAAUUGAGGUCGGCCAGAAGCUGUGGGUCCCGCUGCCAUGUGGAUGCGACGAUGUGGACGGAGAGAAGGUUGUGCAUUAUGGGCACGUGGUGGAGGCCGGGAGCACGUUGGAGCUCAUAGCGGAAGAGUACGGCACGUCGUCUGAGACGUUGUUGAGGCUUAACGGUUUGGCUAAUGCCAGUAGUCUCCUUGCCGGGCAAGUUCUAGACGUGCCUCUCAAAGCUUGUAAUUCAUCAAUAAGGACCGACUCCCUUGACUACCCUUUACUUGUUUCUAAUGGAACUUAUGUCCACACUGCUAACAACUGUAUAAUGUGCAAGUGUGAUGCUGCCAACAACUGGACAUUGCAAUGUGAGCCGUCCCAAGUUAGACCCUCCAACUGGGAUAGUUGUCCGACCAUGCAAUGUGAGGGCAAUUUGUACAUUGGCAACACAACUUCCAAUGGUUGCAGUCGCUCAUCAUGUGCCUAUGCUGGUUAUUCUACUGCUAAUCAAACCAUCUUCACCACUCUUUUGACAGAGUCCACUUGUGCAAGUCCUCCUGCUCCAGGUAAUUAUGCUUCAAAGAUGCAGCUAAGCUGGAACUUAAUCUUCAUCCCGUUUCACCUGAUUAUGUUAUUUCAAUAUCUUUCUCUAUGAGUUUUGUUAAUUAGUAUUUUCUCUAUGGAUCCUCUGUUGUUGCUAUAAGAGGAUUAUGGACUGGCAAAUGUAAUUGUAUAUCUAUCCAUUUGAUGUCAUGUUUUUGUAACCGUAACAAGGAGAUGAUGCAGUUUUAUUAGGUUUUGUAUUGGUUUAGUUUUGAAUUUUGAGGGGUAAAUUAAAUUAUUAUUUUGAAUUUAAUAAUUUUAUAAGAAAGUUAGGAAAA
Molecule: messenger RNA, 1423 nt
Organism: Tripterygium wilfordii
Lineage: Eukaryota; Viridiplantae; Streptophyta; Magnoliopsida; Celastrales; Celastraceae
Product: lysM domain-containing GPI-anchored protein 2
Exons: 4
Coding region: 124-1197 (357 amino acids)
Source: RefSeq, a predicted model, not a curated record